UUUUAAGAACUUAAUGCAUUGUUUGCAAAACACCAGUAAGAAUCAUUUCUUCAUUUCAACUUGGGGAUUUACAGACAUUUGUCUGCUCAUGCAUAUUAAUGAUGUAAAGAGGAAGGAAGUUAGGCGGGUUUUAAACAGCUUGAUAUCUAUUUAACACUACUUUACCCAGCCCAGAAGACACACACUGUCUUCAAAGACCACAUCCUCCUUUUUCUAAAGUAGACAUGUUUAUUUCAUUUUCAUUUAUUGUCAUUUAACAGAGACCAGAGGAGCAGCUAUGAGUUUAACAGCAGCAGCGAGUGGAUUUGUUGUCUUCCUUCUCUCUGUACAAGUGAUACAGGGUCAGGAUGGCUGGGGAGUGACUUACACCUCUACUCAGAUCUGUGCUGUUAAAGGAUCAACAGUGGAAAUACACUGCAGAUACAGAUACCCAUACUGGUGGAAAGGCAGUGUUACAGUUGAGAAAACAUUAUGGUAUACUAAAAUGAAAAAUGAUGAACCUGUAGAUCUGACAACAGUCUCAGAAUAUUCAGAUCGUGUGCAGUACAGUUAUAAUAACAAGGACUGCACUCUGAGAAUCUCAGACCUGAGAGAGAGCGACUCAGCUGUGUACAAGUUCAGGUUCAUAACAAACCAAGAAGGUGGAAGAUAUACCGGUUCACCUGGAGUCACUUUGUCUGUCACAGCAGGUCUCCAGGUGAUAUCAUAUUCUUACAGGCUGGAGUGUCAGAGCAGUUGUCGUCUACCUAAUAAUCUUUCCUAUGUCUGGUACAAGAAUGGACAGGAAAUUCAGGCAAAAACAUCUUAUUAUUUAUACCCUGUGUAUAAUUCAGACAGCUAUUCCUGUGCUCUUCAAGGAUAUAAGGAUUUCCCCUCUCCUUCAGUGUGUGUCCAAGGUGAAUCCUGCAACAGAGUGACGUACACUGACAGAAGCAUCUGCGCCUCUGAAGGCUCCUCAGUGGACAUUUCCUGCUACAACAGCUACAAUUAUCCUGACAAAUCAACAUUCUGGUUCAGUCGUGAGCGUAAUCAUCAGUGGCAGAAUCCUUCCCAGCCUGAAGACCUUAGUACAGACUCCCAGUAUACAGGUCGUGUUCAUGUUGAAACAGAGAGAGGACGCUCCACUCUGAGAAUCUCUGACCUGAGAGAGAGAGACUCAGCUGAGUAUCACUUCAAGUUCAUAACACCAAGAUUUGAAUGGAGUAGUUUACCUGGAACAACUCUGACUGUCACAGCUCUGCAGGUGCAGGUGAUCAGAGUCUAUAAUUGGUAUUCUACCGAGGCAGAGCUGAAGUGUCACAGCAGCUGCAGUCCAGCUGGUGGUCUCUCCUACGUCUGGUUCAAGAACAGAGAACACAUUACCUCGGUGGAGACAUCUACUUAUACAACCUGGUUUAAUCCCACAGACGUCUUCUCCUGUGCGUUGAAAGGACAUGAGAAGUUCCCCUCUCCUUCAGUGUUGAUACAGAGUCAGGAUGGCUGGGGAGUGACUUACACCUCUACUCCGAUCUGUGCUGUUAAAGGAUCAACAGUGGAAAUACACUGCAGCUACACAUACCCAUCCUGGUGGAAAAGCAGUGUUACUAGAGUUGAGAGAACAUUAUGGUUUACUAAAAUGAAUUAUCAACCUGUAGAUCUGACAACAGACUCAGAAUAUUCAGGUCGUGUGCAGUACAGUUCUAAAGACAAGGACUGCACUCUGAGAAUCUCAGACCUGAGAGAGAGAGACUCAGCUGUGUACAAGUUCAGGUUCACAACAAACCAAGAAGGUGGAAGAUAUAUCAGUUCACCUGGAGUCACUUUGUCUGUCACAGCAGCUCUACAGGUGCAGGUGAUCAGAGUAACAGUCCAGCAGUCUUCUACCGAGGCAGAGCUGAAGUGUCACAGCAGCUGCAGUCCAGCUGGUGGUCUCUCCUACGUCUGGUUCAAGAACAGAGAACACAUUACCUCGGUGGAGACAUCUACUUAUACAACCUGGUUUAAUCCCACAGACGUCUUCUCCUGUGGGUUGAAAGGACAUGAGAAGUUCCCCUCUCCUUCAGUGUUGAUACAGGGUCAGGAUGGCUGGGGAGUGACUUACACCUCUACUCAGAUCUGUGCUGUUAAAGGAUCAACAGUGGAAAUACACUGCAGCUACAGAUCCUGGUGGAAAAGCAGUGUUAGUAGAGUUGAAAGAACAUUAUGGUUUACUAAAAUGAAUUAUUAUCAACCUGUAGAUCUGACAACAGACUCAGAAUAUUCAGGUCGUGUUCAGUACAGUUCUAAUUACAAGGACUGCACUCUGAGAAUCUCAGACUUGAGAGAGAGAGACUCAGCUGUGUACAAGUUCAGGUUCACAACAAACCAAAAAAGUGGAAGAUAUAUCAGUUCACCUGGAGUCACUUUGUCUGUCACAGCUCUGCAGGUGCAGGUGAUCAGAGUAACAGUCCAGCAGUCUUCUACCGAGGCAGAGCUGAAGUGUCACAGCAGCUGCAGUCCAGCUGGUGGUCUCUCCUACGUCUGGUUCAAGAACAGAGAACACAUUACCUCGGUGGAGACAUCUACUUAUACAACCUGGUUUAAUCCCACAGACGUCUUCUCCUGUGCGUUGAAAGGACAUGAGAAGUUCCCCUCUCCUUCAGUGUUGAUACAGGGUCAGUAUGGCUGGGGAGUGACUUACACCUCUACUCAGAUCUGUGCUGUUAAAGGAUCAACAGUGGAAAUACACUGCAGCUACAGAUACCCAUCCAGAUGGAAAGGGAGUGUUACUACACUUGAGAGAACAUUAUGGUUUACUAAAAUGAAUUAUUCUGAACCUGUAGAUCUGAUAACAGACUCAGAAUAUUCAGGUCGUGUGCAGUACAGUUAUAAAAACAAGGACUGCACUCUGAGAAUCUCAGACCUGAGAGAGAGAGACUCAGCUGUGUACAAGUUCAGGUUCACAAGAAACCAAGAAGGUGGAAGAUAUAUCGGUUCACCUGGAGUCACUUUGUCUGUCACAGCUCUGCAGGUGCAGGUGACCAGAGUCCAUCAGACCUAUGCAUGGCUGAAGUGUCACAGCAGCUGCAGUCCAGCUGGUGGUCUCUCCUACGUCUGGUUCAAGAACAGAGAACACAUUACCUCGGUGGAGACAUCUACUUAUACAACCUGGUUUAAUCCCACAGACGUCUUCUCCUGUGGGUUGAAAGGACAUGAGAAGUUCCCCUCUCCUUCAGUGUUGAUACAGGGUCAGGAUGGCUGGGGAGUGACUUACACCUCUACUCAGAUCUGUGCUGUUAAAGGAUCAACAGUGGAAAUACACUGCAGCUACACAUACCCAUACUUGAGGAAAGGCAGUUAUACUAGAGUUGAGAGAACAUUAUGGUUUACUAAAAAGAAUAAUAAUGAACCUGUAGAUCUGACAACAGACUCAGAAUAUUCAGGUCGUGUGCAGUACAGUUCUAAUGACAAGGACUGCACUCUGAGAAUCUCAGACCUGAGAGAGAGAGACUCAGCUGUGUACAAGUUCAGGUUCACAACAAACCAAGAAGGUGGAAGAUAUACCGGUUCACCUGGAGUCACUUUGUCUGUCACAGCUCUGCAGGUGCAGGUGAUCAGAGUAACAGUCCAGCAGUCUUCUACCGAGGCAGAGCUGAAGUGUCACAGCAGCUGCAGUCCAGCUGGUGGUCUCUCCUACGUCUGGUUCAAGAACAGAGAACACAUUACCUCGGUGGAGACAUCUACUUAUACAACCUGGUUUAAUCCCACAGACGUCUUCUCCUGUGGGUUGAAAGGACAUGAGAAGUUCCCCUCUCCUUCAGUGUUGAUACAGGGUCAGGAUGGCUGGGGAGUGACUUACACCUCUACUCCGAUCUGUGCUGUUAAAGGAUCAACAGUGGAAAUACACUGCAGCUACACAUACCCAUCCUGGUGGAAAGGCAGUUAUACUAGAGUUCAGAGAACAUUAUGGUUUACUAAAAUGAAUAAUAAUGAACCUGUAGAUCUGACAACAGACUCAGAAUAUUCAGGUCAUGUGCAGUACAGUUCUAAUAACAAGGACUGCACUCUGAGAAUCUCAGACCUGAGAGAGAGAGACUCAGCUGUGUACAAGUUCAGGUUCAUAACAAACCAAGAAGGUGGAAGAUAUAUCGGUUCACCUGGAGUCACUUUGUCUGUCACAGCUCUGCAGGUGCAGGUGAUCAGAGUAACAGUCCAGCAGUCUUCUACCGAGGCAGAGCUGAAGUGUCACAGCAGCUGCAGUCCAGCUGGUGGUCUCUCCUACGUCUGGUUCAAGAACAGAGAACACAUUACCUCGGUGGAGACAUCUACUUAUACAACCUGGUUUAAUCCCACAGACGUCUUCUCCUGUGGGUUGAAAGGACAUGAGAAGUUCCCCUCUCCUUCAGUGUUGAUACAGGGUCAGGAUGGCUGGGGAGUGACUUACACCUCUACUCAGAUCUGUGCUGUUAAAGGAUCAACAGUGGAAAUACACUGCAGCUACACAUACCCAUCCUGGUGGGAAGGCAGUGAUACUAGAGUUGAGAGAACAUUCUGGUUCACUAAGUUGCAGGAUGAAGAUCCUGUGGAUCUGAGAACAGACUCAAAGUAUUCAGGUCGUGUGCAGUACAGUUGUCAUGAGAAAAUCUGCACUCUGAGAAUCUCAGACCUGAGAGAGAGAGACUCUGCUGAGUACGAGUUCAGGUUCAUAACAAACCAAGAAGGUGGAAGAUAUACCGGUUCACCUGGAGUCACUUUGUCUGUCACAGGUCUCCAGGUACAGAUACGUGGAGUAAAAUCAUGCAUUUCUGAAACCUGUACAUGGGCAGAGUUGAAGUGUCACAGCAGUUGUCUUCUCCCUGAUCGUUCUUCCUACAUCUGGUACAAGAAUGGAGAGAAAAUAAAUAAAGAAACAUCUUCUUAUUCAGACUACUUUUAUCCUCCUGACAGCUAUUCCUGCGCCCUUAAUGCAUAUAAGGAUUCCCCCUCUCCUUCAGUGUGUGGCCACGGACAUUCAUGCAACACAGUGACGUACACUGACAGAAGCGUCUGCGCCUUCAAAGGUUCUUCAGUGGACAUUUCUUGCAUGUACAGCAGUUAUGAAUCUAUCACAUCUAAAUUUUGGUUCAGUCCUGAACGUAGUCAUCAGUGGCAGAAUCCUUCCCAGCCUGAAGACCUUAGUACAGACUCCCAGUAUUCAGGUCGUGUUCAGGUCAUUGAAACAUGGAGAGGACGCUCCACUCUGAGAAUCUCUGACCUGAGAGAGAGAGACUCAGCUGAGUAUCACUUCAAGUUCAUAACACCAAGAUUUGAAUGGAGGAGUAGUUUACCUGGAACAACUCUGACUGUCACAGAUCAAGAUCUGCAGGUGCAGGUGAUCUGGUCUUCGACUGGUCCAAAGCUGAUUUGUCACAGCAGCUGUCUUAUUGACCGCUCUUCCUUCCUUUGGUACAAGAAUGGAACAAUGAUUCAGGGAGAAACAUCUCCUUCUUACGGAGGUCACGUUGAUUCUGCAGACAGCUAUUCCUGUUCUUACCAGAGAUACCGCUCUACUCCAGUGUAUGCUCCGAAGCCUUUCUCUGUGUCGAGGACUCCCCCUGGUGACAUCAUGAAGAAUGAUUCAGUGACUCUGACCUGUAGCAGUGAUGCUAACCCAGAAGCUAAAUACACCUGGUACAAGGGGAACCAAAAACUGCUCAGUGAAGGACCACAGCUUGUCUUUAGCUCCAUCCAGCCCUCUGACUCUGGACGGUAUUACUGUACAGCUCAGAAUGAGCUCGGGAGGAGGACAUCUGAAGCUGUAUUUAUUAAUGUGAAUUAUGCUCCAAAGCUUCCCUCUUUGUCAGUGAGUCCCUCUGCUGAGAUAGUGGAGGGCAGUUCAGUGAAUCUGACCUGUAGCAGUGAUGCUAACCCAGCAGCUACUUAUACCUGGUUCAAGGAGAAUGUAAAGCUCAGACCUCCCACUGAAGGACAACAGCUGGUCCUCACGUCCAUUCAGUCCUCUGACUCUGGACAAUAUACAUGUAGAGCUAGGAACAGCCUGGGGUCUAACACAUCCAAACCCAUUUCUAUUGAAGUGAAAUAUGGUCCAAAUCUUCCCUCUGUGUCAGUGAGUCCCUCUGCUGAGAUAGUGGAGGGCAGUUCAGUGACUCUGACCUGUAGCAGUGAUGCUAACCCAGCAGCUAACUACACCUGGUACAAGGAGAAUGAAGACUCACCAAAAGCAUCAGGACAGAUCUUCACCAUCACUGACUUCAGAGCUGAACACAGUGGGAAUUAUUACUGUGAAGCCCAGAACAGAAGAGGACGUCAGAACUCCACCUUACAUCUGAUUGUUGUAGCAGAUAAAUCAACAAUAACACUGAUGACAAACAGCAUCAGGUUGACUCUGGUGGGGGUUGUGGGGCUGAUUCCUCUGCUGCUUUGUUGUCGCAGGAUGAGGAAGAAGAAAGCUCUGAGCUCCACCACUGAACCAAAUGAACCCAUAGAGACUGUGGAGUUAGACUCUUGUCCUGAGUAUGAUGACAUCUCAGAGACUGCAGCACAGACAGAAGACCCAGAGGAGCAGGAAGACCUGGUGUGAAGGUCAGACAGUGCAGUCAAACCAGAGGGAGACUCACAUGGAGGAAAACAAAAAGAAGUCUUUAACUCCAAACGUUUUCAUUCUCAGUUUUUUAGAAGCAGCAGGUAGCAGAAGAUUAGAGAAGAAUGCAGCUUUAUUUGUACCUGUGCAGGUACAUAACAGAACUGAACUCAGUUCAGGAUUUGACUUGGUAUGCAAAGUGAUAUUUUAUGUAGUUAAUUACUUUUAAGAAAUAUUGUUCACCCUUUCACAUGACACCUUUCCUGGCAGAGAAAGCCAGUAAAGUCCAACUAUUCCACAGCAUGUACAGUAGAUCUUAUAUGGUAUAUUUUUACACAUUGAAAUACAUGAGC
Molecule: messenger RNA, 6891 nt
Organism: Perca fluviatilis (European perch)
Lineage: Eukaryota; Metazoa; Chordata; Actinopteri; Perciformes; Percidae
Exons: 26
Coding region: 278-6538 (2086 amino acids)
Source: RefSeq, a predicted model, not a curated record